AUGCCUUUACUAAAAUUUAUUCAAAAUAUUCUUCAACUAAUCUAUCUUACUAUCAUCCACUGGUAUCAUAGUAUGAGUUCGAUAUUUCGUCGUUGGAAGAAUCGACUACGUUGUUCAAGUAAACGAUAUAUUCAUCAUAGUCGUUCAUCUAUACUCGCUGAUAAUGAAUUUAAAACAGUUAAUAUAACAAUGGAUAAAUUAUUAAAUGAAAAUCGUAUAUUAAGAGAACGAUUUGAUACACUUGAAGAAAGAUGCCAACGAUGGAUUGCAGAUGAACAAAUUUAUUUAUUAAAACGUAUUCAACAAUUAGAAGAUGAAAAUCGUCGAUUACAUGAAAACUAUCAAACAUAUCAAAAACAAAGUGAAAAAUGUAUUGGAUCUGUCACUGAUCUAAUUAUAAAAACACUCUUUACUCAAGAGAUUAAGAAAAUGACAAAACGUAAAAGUUGGUGGCUUCAAAAUUUCUUUGGUCAAUGUAUUUUUUCGCAUGAUGAUGAUUUAUCAAAUCAGGAAUUAAGAAAACAAUGCACUGAUCUACAUCAUGUGAUUGAUACAGUUCAAAUGAGAACAAAUACACCACAAAAGGAAUCAAUAAUUCAAAGCAAACGUAGUGUUUCAUGUCAAUUGACAUCCAAUCCAUCGAAUAUUGAAAAUCGACAUACUACAAAUGACCAAUCUACAUGGUUUCAUCAGCAAUUAAUGAUUGUCGAAGAGAAUGAUCAAAAGACAACAAAUCAACCAUCACACUUACACAUUAGUGAAAGUCAAUCAAGUGUUUAUUCUUCUGCAAUGGCUACUAUUAAAUCUAAAUCUCACAUUCCAUCAACAGGUCUUACUAAUGAAUUUUAUUUUGUAUCACAUAAACCUGAUGGUGAUAAUGAAAAAACACCACCAGUAUUAAUGCGUAGUAAACAUCGUUCAUCAAAUCUUCAAACUAUACCUAUUGAUAAUAUAUCAUCAACAUUAAAUAAUCGUCGUCCAAUAUCAUCACCUGUACGUUCUACAACAUAUGUUCUUCAACAACAUCAUAGAGUUCAUAAUAAUAAUAAUAAUAAUAAUAAUAUUAAUCAGAAGAAAAUUUCAUCACCUGUACAUCUACCGCCAUCAUCAGCAACACCAAUGACAUUAAAUAAAAAUCGACAAAUACAACAGCAACGUACCAAUUCCAAUCAUGAAAAGUUACCAUUAUCAACAGUUGAUUCAACAAUAACAAAUCAACACCUUACUUCUCGUACACAUACUGUAUUAACACCACGUCGUACGUCACCCAUGAUUAAAAAUACACCAAUAAAGACAGCAACAUCUACAUCAAGGUCCCCUCGCAUUGCAAAUACUCCACCAAUUCGUUCUUCUCGUCCAUCAGCACCAACACCACCAACACCAAUUCAACAACGUUCGCCACGUAUUCAACUUCGUCCUUCAAAUUUAACACCAACAUCUCAACGAACCAUAUCAUCAUCUCCAACAACAAAUAAAUCAAUUCGUCCUCAAUAUACAUUAUCAAAAUCACCUGACAAAUUACGAUCUGCUAAUGGUACAGUAACACGUCCACGACAACCACAAACGAUUGUUAAAAAAUCUAAAUUAAAUAAUACAAAUACUACAACUAAUAAUAUUAAAACACGUACAUCUGUUGUUGUUCAAUCUGCAUCAUCAUCAGUAGCAACUCCUCGUGUUUCUGAUCUUGAUGCAUUAAUGGCAGAAAAACAUAUUAUUAAUAAUAAUAAUAAUAACAAUGAUGAUGAUAAUAAUAAUAAUAAUAAAACAUCACAUAAUAUUGAAUUAAAAUCAACAAUUAUUUUUCCACCACCAAUAGUUAAUAAUAUUCGACGUUCAUUAUUUUCAACAGAUUCUGUUAAAGUAGUUCGACCUGUUCGUAGUCAAGAAUUAAAACUUUUUUCUUAUCAUUUAAUUACUGAACCAUUAUCAUUACCACAACCAUCACCAGCAUCUAAUGAAAUAUCAUGUGAAUCAAAUAUUGAUGAUACACUUUCAACUUUAACUCCAUUAUCAGCAGGACAAAUAAUAGAUAAUAAAUUUGUUGAUAAUGAAAUCAUUAUAAAAAAUGAUGAUGCAUCGUCUAUUACUUCUGUUAUUACACGUGAUCUUUCUGAAGAUAGUCUUAAUGAACAUUAUCAUAUUAGAAAGUUACUUAAUGAUAAUGCAUUAACUUCAGCAAUUAACAAUGAUAAUAUACAAGAUAGUUCAUCAAAUGAAGAUAUUCCUGUAACAUCAUGGUCACGUAUACGUUCAUCAUGUGAAAGUAAUAUAUCACAUAUUGUACCAUUAAAAAGUGAAACAUCAACAAGUCCAGCUUUAUAUAAUGGUCCUAUACGACAAGAAGAUAUUCAUAUGGCUAGUGAUGGACGAUAUUUUCUUUUGAUUGAUGAUAAUUUAAGUAGUGAAGAAAGUCAAUUAAAUAAAACAACGUCAUCAUCAUUAUUAUCUCGGUCGAUUUCACCAUUGAUAAAAACAUCAAUAACAUCAUUAAAAAAAGAUAAAAAUCUUAUACAUCGUUUAGUAUUUCCACCACGUCUUGGUCGAAUAUUAUUUUAUCGUCGAAUAUUAUCAGAUUCAGAUAUAUAUCAAAAACUUUGUUCAAAAGAUAAUGAAAUUAAUCAUAAUGUAUAUCAUUUAGAUACAAUACGUGAUUAUUCAAUGGAAUUUUAUAUGUUAACAACAUAUGCUUCUGAUUCACAAUUACGAGCUUGGCUUGAUAGUAAUUAUGAUGAUAUUGUCAAUAAUACUUGUUAUUUCGAUGAUAAUCGAUAUCAAUCACUUGAUGAUGAUGAUGAUGAUGAUGAUGAUGAUGAUUUAGAUAGAAAUCAAAUAAAAAUGAAUAGUAGUAGUGAUAGUAUUAUUCGUGAAGACGAUUUAAGUCAUUUACAAGGUGAUGAAGAACUUGAUUGGUAUUCUGAACUUGAAUCAUUUAAUAUAUCACCAAAUAAUCCACAGUGGAAACAUGAAAAUGUAUCAAGUUGUUCAAGUGAGGAUCAUGUUGGAGAAUUAUUACGUGCUGAACAGUUUUCUGUAUCGAGUUUAACAACAACAACAUCAGCUGAUUCAUCAAGUUCAACUGGCCUAAUAUCAGCUUCAUGGCCAUUAACAAAUGGUAUUAAUUAUCAAGUUCAUUGUCAGCGUUCAUCUCAAUCUCUAAAUUCUCCUCCAUUAUCAAACUUUGAUGAUCAAAGUCAUACAAUUUUAAAAGAAAUUUUAACAUAUCCAUGGACAAAUGAAAUAUCAAAUACAAAUAUCAAUCGUCAAGAAACAAGAAAUGAUCAUACUGAUAAUCAUACAUCAUCAUCUAUUGUUCCUGAUGAAUUUCAACCUGAUUUCUAUUAUUUAUGUCCACUUAAAAAUACCACAAGUUUUGUUAAAACCGAUGAAAAAUCCAAUGGUAUUCAAAGACAAUUAUCCCAUGAUGUAUAA
Molecule: messenger RNA, 3429 nt
Organism: Rotaria sordida
Lineage: Eukaryota; Metazoa; Rotifera; Eurotatoria; Philodinida; Philodinidae
Source: the annotation of a GenBank genome assembly